This is a messenger RNA of Tympanuchus pallidicinctus (lesser prairie-chicken), 4687 nucleotides long. It is a transcript of the gene ITPRID1, whose product is annotated as ITPR interacting domain containing 1. Bases 448 to 3606 code for a protein of 1052 amino acids. NCBI's taxonomy places the organism in Eukaryota, Metazoa, Chordata, Aves, Galliformes, Phasianidae. Gene Ontology annotation, molecular function: signaling receptor binding. The record is from RefSeq and is a predicted model, not a curated record. The transcript has 13 exons.
CCCUAAAAUCUGUGCCGUGUCAAUGUCCUGCAUCAUAGCUUUAAGAAAAAAGGCAGAGAUGCAAAUUUUCCUGAGCAUGUCUAUUCUUGAAAACACUUAUGUGGCACAGUGUAAAGUGUAUUUUGAAAAACAGGUUUCUUUUUGGUGUGAGUGGGUGGGGAUUAUGAUAAUAUCAGCUCAGGUUACGCAAAUGUUUGCCCUCUCUCUAUUAGCAAUAAGGAAGACUGCAAUGGAUUGUCAGAGCGGUUGACCUGAUAUGGGAGAGCUUGCUGGAGAGCCUCACCUAACUGUUUUCUGGCUUCCGAGUGGGUGUUAGAGCGUGCAGUAUCCAUACUGGCACAGACCUUGGGUUCGUGGCAGAGCAGAGACACAGAAGCACCAGCCUGCAACUAUUCCAUAAUACUAACAGCUGGAUCAAGCUAUACAGUUUCUUUGUCAGUACCAGAAAUGGUACAAUUGACUGCGCAAAGCUACAGAAGAUCCUUGCAAGAAUUUUCUGAAAGCCUGGUUAUGUCAAGAUGCAACAGCCUCAGAUGUUCCCACUCUCACACUGGUGGACCACAGAGCAUCACUGAAUGGCUGUCACUGUGUGAAAAGGAUCCAGUGGAGAUUCUCCUUGAUUUGGGGUUUGGUACAGAGGAACCCGAUGUCUGCACUAAAAUCCCUUCGAGGUUCCUCAGUGGUUCUUCUGUGGCAAAAGGUAUUGACAUCCGAGUCUUUUUGGAAGCUCAAAAGCAGCGGAUGGACAUUGAGCUGCCAAACCUGUAUGGACGUUUUCGACAACUGGAAGUACUUGACCACAUCACCAGUGCCCUCUCAUCUUUGCUGACUGAUGUGAACACCCAGCAGACCAAAGCACAGGAAGCUGGUGGGAAUGUGACCGGUCAUUUGAAUGCUGUGAAGAGCAGAUCUGUGGUCACACAGGUGAAGAGGAGAAGAAUAGGUCAGCUCCUGAGAAGGGCUUCUAGGCAGACAGCACUACUGAACUUGGGCUCGCUGGCACCUGAGGAAGUCAGCAUGCCAGGCACAGAAGAUCAGCCUCACCUUUGUGUGGAUAUUGCUGAGAAGGAACCAAUCCAGGCAGGAUUUUCUGCACAUGUUACCUUGCGCUGUCUGUCCCAGGAGCAAACCUGUAGAGACAAAAGUUCCUCAGCUUAUCCCAUAUCCCAGUGCCCGCCAGCUCUGCCAGGGAAAACCUGUGCUUCAUCGUGUUUAGUGACAAAACAGCUCCACCUUUCUUCUCCACGUGAGGCACCUGCCAAAGAUGGGCCAAGAAAAGAGCCCCAUUUGCUUUUGGCCCAGAUGCUCAAAAAAUUGGCAGGUCCAAACUGCAGGCUUCCAGAUUCAUUUGAAAUGGAAGAGAUUCAGAGCUUUGAGGAUGAAAUUCCAUGUGGAAAUACUCCUGACACCACCUCAACAGAGAUGAUGGUGACAAGAACAAGCAGCUGCCAGUCAGACAGCAGUGGGUUCAUGGAGGAGCUGCCAGAAUCUUUAGUACUGCAAAAUGUACCUUUGUCAGGAACGAGGAAUAUUUUUUCUGAUCUCUAUAACCAACGAACAGCUCUGUCCCAUACGACAGAGUUUCCUCUGUUAAAUCAAGAUUUCCAUCAAAAUCAAGAUGAUCGUGUUGGUGAAGUCUUCAUCAGAGCUUGUGAAAGCAUCGAGACAGUAUCUAGACCAACAAAAGCAUGCCGAGACCAGGGAGAAGAGAUUUCCCUUCUGCUGACUGUGGAAAAUGGCAAGCAUCAGUCCUGUAAUGCUGAGCUGCAGAGUUCUGUCCAAGACAGAGUAUGUGGCGUGGAAGAGUAUAAAACUGAAAGACAGCAUCUUGAAAAAGAGGAGUGCACAGAAGAGAACACUCCUUUCGAGGGUGAUACUCAAGAUGAAGGAGAUCUGGUCUCAUCAAAAUUUCAUUGUCAGCUUAAUUUCAGUACAGGACAUAAAAAUAUGAAUGCAGGCCUCACUGAACUGAGUGAUACAAACCCUGAGAGCAAGCUCGGAGGUGAUGAUGAAAGUGAGAGAGGCCUGAUGGAAAAAGGCAGUGAAGCCACAUGUCACAGAAAUGCCCACACAGACUGUACAGAAUGUGGUGAAGAACUGUGGUGGGGUGUGGAAGAGUUCAUCAGAAAUGGUGCCAUGCUUGCAGCAAAUGAGGUUACAAACAGGCAGAGGUUUUGUAAAAUGGGUGCUGAUGUGAAAAAAAUAAGAUGCUUCUCUAGAAGGGGGGUCCCAGAAACUCUGUGUAAGGGCUGUGCCGCUUCAAGCUGCUCUUCACAAGUGUCUCACAGGCCUCCUCUGUGCCGAGCAGGAGGGCCAGGGUUAAGUGCACCCAAUGAGCAAGAGAUAGGGGGCACAAGGGAAAUGUUAGGCACUAACAAACCAGAACUAGGGGACUCUGUCCAAAACUGUGAAAUGACUCGUACUCCUCUGACAUCUGUUACUGUUCAGAUGCCUUCAGGCCUGGAACUUACUUCAAGGGUGAAGUGCACUAGGCAAAAUGUUCCUUGCACUGAAAGCCUUGCUAGGGAUGACCGUGUGGACUCGUCUAAGGUGUCAGCACACUGCUCUGAGGGUGCUAGUCCCAUAUGGUCAGACCCAGGGGCUUCAGAGGACGCUGUGAAGCAGACCACUGACACCCCCAGCCAAACUGGAGAAAACAGGAAGACCAGGCAGCUGCCUGUGCUUUGCCCACCCCAUCGCCACCUGACAAAAUCAGCCUCCCUUGACACCAUGCUCUCUGGAAAAUACAAAUACAGGCCACACCACUGCAGUGAAACCUGCAGCAGUCCCUGCUGCCACUACUGCUGCUGCCAUGGUUGCUGUUGCUGCUGCUGCUUACGGACGUGUCCUGUGGCAGUUUCUCUCCAUAGCCCCAUGGGUUGCUGCUCAAACCAGGCUGCCAACAAGCUGAAGCUCCUGAGGACACUGACGUUUCUGCAGGAAAAUGCAAUGCAAAAUCUUCCUCUGUGUACUGACGAAAUAGAGUUGAUGAAGAUCUCCUGCCAGCACUUCCAUGAGAAGCUGGAUGAGAUUGAACGGCACCUGACCGAACAGCAGGCACUGUUUUCCAAUUGUAUGCCAGAAGAAGGAAGGGAGGAAAGCAGAAACCUGCAAUGCCUACAUCAAGCCAUUCGUCAGGAGAUGGCAGAGCUGGAACUCUGUCUGAGUGAUAGAGCUUACCAAGUCGGGGAGGGCAUCCUGAUGCAGCUGGACCAAUUACUGGUAGAACAAUCCCAUCUGUUUUCUGAGCUCGGACUUUCUGAUUGGAAGGGAGAAAGAAAUGCCCAGAAUAAACAAGCACUUCCAGAUGCUGCUGGUGCUAGAAGUGGGUGCUCAGAAGGGGUGCCCCAAAGAGCUGCUAGCAAAAACACCACAGAAGCAGACCUUCUCUCGGCCCUGAAGCCAGAGGCACCCUUAAUGCUGCUUCCUACCAGUACAGUGCCUGAGCCAAAUUCAUCCACACAGGAUCUGCAGGAGCCCUCCAUCAGUAAAAAAGAAAUGAAAGGACCUCCUCAAGCAAAAACCGAAUUUAAGGCCUUUAUACACAAUUUGAAGAAAUCUUUCCAAAAUCCUUUAGGUAACGAUUCAGCAGAAGGGAAAGACUGAUGGAUGACAGAGUGAUGGAUUUUGUUUCUAGUAACUGCGGCCUUUCUCCUUCAAUACGUGAUGCAUCUCAGAAACAAAUGAGCAAAACAUCGCUUUGUCGAGAGUUCUGAUCCUAGUAAUUUCAUUUGCAAUGAGAUGAUUGGCCAGAAACAUAGGCACCUUUAUGGAAUGUCUCAAAGAGGGGCACUGUGUGUUGUGCUAUUCCGUGAUUGCAGAACUUACUACAUUCCCCUCGGCCAUCAUCUGGAGUAGGGCAGUUCUUUGCAAAGGAGAGAGAGCUUAUUUUUAGAAGAAACUUGUGAAGGUCUCCUUACAGCCAAUUACAUUAAUAAAAUCAAUGCCAAUCCCCAAGUCCAAACUGCCUUGCAUACAGUCAUAGCCCCUUUCUACUUUUAACUACCUAUUAAAGUCUAAUUUGCCUCUGACUAAUUUGAUGAGUUUUGUAUCUAUUCUCAGUACCAAAUCAGAAGCAUACGUACAGUGUACAAGACCUUAAACACUCAUGCUGUCAAAACAUUACUGUGGAUCAUACACUGACUGUCCUGUUCAUUUUCAUAUUUAUUUCACAUAAAUCUAAUUAAAUAAUAUGAGACCAGAAACACAGGAUUUACUACAUUAUAAAACUUGAAUCAGAAUCCUAGUUUAGUUUUCUGGAGAGUGAGCAAAGCCUGGAUUCAUUUAGGAAAAAAAAAAGAAAGAAAAAAAAAAAAGGAAAAAGAAAAUAAAAAGACCUCUCUGAUUUGGAGUACAGAAAAGAAAUCCAACUAGUUCAUUUUCAAAGCAGUUUGUGCUCCUGCUUUCUGUUUAGCGCUUCCCAGACUGUGAGACGCCCUACUGGCUUGUUUAUUUAAUGCUCUGGAGGGAUCUUAGGUGUCAUUUAGGCUUUGGUGUUGCAAAUCACAGCUCUGCGAAGGUGCAAAUAGAAGGAGCAUUUGCACAUGUUCAAGGAGAAAAUUGAGUCAAACAUGCUGAGCAGCCUGGAGGCUUCCUGCACCUCCACGUUUCCACAGAUGUUCAAGGUAAUAAAAUGAUUGGGGGAGAGAAGUUCAUAACACAUGAACCAACAAGAUCCUCCACAGCC